Messenger RNA from Puma concolor (puma), 6516 nucleotides. NCBI's taxonomy places the organism in Eukaryota, Metazoa, Chordata, Mammalia, Carnivora, Felidae. The record is from RefSeq and is a predicted model, not a curated record.
AUGGAGUCUGGAGAACGGUUACCAUCCUCAACAGCCUCCUCUACUACACCUUCAUCUUCAGUACCUUCUGUGGCUUCAUCAGUUUCAAAAGGCGGCCUUUCCACGGGAGCUGCUUCCCUGAGCUCUACAAUCAACCCAUGUGGACAUUUAUUCAGAGCAGCUGGGGAUCAACCGUUUAACCUGUCCACAGUGUCGAGUGCCUUCCCAAUGGUCAGCCACCCAGUCUUUGGUCUACAUUCAGCCAGCUCAGGGCAUUCAGAAUUUGGUGGUUUGGGGACACUUGGUACACCCACAGCCUUAGCCGCACAUCCCCAACUAGCAUCUUUUCCAGGUGCAGAAUGGUGGCGAACAACAGAUGUUCAUACUCGUACAGGGGCGACCUUCUUUCCACCAUUGCUGGGAAUUCCACCGCUGUUUGCUCCUCCAGCCCAGAACCAUGAUUCUUCUUCCUUCCAUUCAAGGACUUCAGGAAAAAGUAAUAGAAAUGGUCCUGAAAAAGGUGUAAAUGGGUCAAUAAAUGGAAACACUACAUCAUCUGUAUCUGGUAUCAACACACCUGUACUAUCCACUACUGCUUCAAGUUCUGUGGGACAAAGUAAAAGUAUAAGCUCAGGUGGAGGAAAUCGAAAAUGUAAUCAGGAACAAAACAAAAACCAGCCUUUGGAUGCUAGAGCUGACAAAAUAAAAGAUAAGAAACCAAGGAAGAAAGCUAUGGAGAGUUCUAGCAACAGUGAUAGUGAUUCGGGUACAUCAUCAGACACCUCAAGUGAAGGCAUUAGUAGUAGUGAUUCAGAUGAUCUAGAGGAAGAUGAAGAAGAAGAAGAUCAAAGUAUUGAAGAAAGUGAAGAUGAUGAUUCUGAUUCAGAGAGCGAAGCACAGCAUAAAAGUAACAACCAGGUGCUAUUACAUGGUAUUUCAGACCCAAAAGCAGAUGGACAGAAAGCAACUGAAAAAGCCCAGGAAAAAAGAAUACAGCAGCCAUUACCUCUUGUGUCUGAGUCCCAGACUCACCCAUCAUUCCAAUCCCAGCAGAAGCAGCCUCAGGUUUUGUCACAGCAGCUUCCAUAUAUUUUCCAAAGCUCUCAGGCAAAGGAGGAAUCUGUGAACAAACACACAAGUGUAAUACAGUCUACGGGAUUGGUGUCCAAUGUGAAACCUUUAUCUUUGGUAAAUCAAGCCAAAAAGGAAACUUACAUGAAACUCAUAGUUCCUUCUUCUCCUGAUGUACUUAAAGCAGGGAAUAAAAAUACCUCUGAAGAAUCUAGUCCUUUGACCAGUGAAAUGCGAUCCAAACGGGAACAAUAUAAACAGACAUUCCCAGCACAGUUAAAGAAACAAGAGUCAUCCAAGAGCUUGAAGAAGGUUAUUGCAGCUUUGUCAAUUCCGAAAGCAACCUCUAGUUCACCAGCACAUCCAAAACAGACGUCAGAAAACAACCACCCUAAUCCAUUCUUGACAAAUGCACUUUUAGGUAAUCACCAACCAAAUGGAGUUAUUCAAAGUGUCAUUCAAGAAGCUCCUCUAGCACUUACUACCAAAACUAAAAUGCAGAGUAAGAUUAAUGAAAACAUCGCUACUCCAAGCAGCACCCCUUUUUCCUCACCUGUAAAUUUGAGUACAGGUGGGAGAAGAACCCCUGGCAGUCAGACAACUGUAACCCCCUCCGCCUCUCCCAUACUGCAUAGUCAAGGGAAGGAAAGAGCAGUUAGCAAUAAUGUAAACCCAGUGAAAACACAGCAUCACCCCCACCCUGCAAAAUCUUUAGUGGAACAGUUCAGGGGAACAGAUUCAGACAUUCCCAGUAGUAAAGAUUCUGAAGAUUCAAAUGAGGAUGAAGAAGAAGAUGAUGAGGAAGAAGAUGAGGAAGAUGAUGAAGAUGAUGAAUCUGAUGACAGCCAAUCAGAAUCAGAUAGUAAUUCAGAAUCAGAUACAGAAGGAUCAGAAGAAGAUGAUGAUGAUGAUAAAGACCAAGAUGAAUCAGAUAGUGAUACUGAAGGAGAGAAAACGUCAAUGAAACUGAAUAAAACAACUUCCUCUGUCAAAAGCCCUUCCAUCAGUCUCACUGCUCACCCAACACCUCGUAACCUCCACAUAGCAAAAGCCCCAGGCUCUGCUCCUGCUGCCUUAUGUUCUGAAUCACAGUCACCUGCUUUUCUUGGCACACCUUCUUCCACACUUACUUCAAGUCCACACUCUGGCACUUCCAAAAGGCGAAGAGUAACAGAUGAGCGCGAGCUGCGUAUUCCUUUGGAAUAUGGCUGGCAAAGAGAGACAAGAAUAAGAAACUUUGGAGGGCGCCUUCAAGGAGAAGUAGCGUAUUAUGCUCCAUGUGGAAAGAAACUUAGGCAAUACCCUGAAGUAAUAAAGUAUCUCAGCAGAAAUGGAAUAAUGGAUAUCUCAAGGGACAAUUUCAGCUUCAGUGCAAAAAUAAGAGUGGGUGACUUCUAUGAAGCCAGAGAUGGACCGCAGGGAAUGCAGUGGUGUCUUUUGAAAGAAGAGGAUGUCAUUCCCCGUAUCAGGGCAAUGGAAGGCCGUAGAGGAAGACCACCAAAUCCAGAUAGACAGCGAGCAAGAGAGGAAUCCAGGAUGAGACGUCGGAAGGGUCGGCCUCCAAACGUGGGAAGUGCUGAGUUUCUAGACAACACAGAUGCCAAAUUGCUAAGAAAACUGCAAGCUCAAGAAAUAGCCAGACAAGCAGCGCAAAUAAAGCUUUUGAGAAAACUUCAAAAGCAGGAACAGGCUCGGGUUGCCAAAGAAGCUAAAAAACAACAAGCAAUAAUGGCUGCUGAGGAGAAGAGAAAGCAAAAAGAACAAAUAAAGAUUAUGAAACAACAGGAAAAAAUUAAAAGAAUACAACAAAUCAGAAUGGAAAAAGAACUUCGAGCCCAGCAAAUUCUAGAGGCUAAAAAGAAAAAGAAGGAAGAAGCAGCAAAUGCCAAAUUAUUGGAGGCCGAAAAACGAAUAAAGGAAAAAGAAAUGAGAAGACAACAAGCCGUUCUUCUAAAGCAUCAGGAACGGGAGAGAAGACGACAACACAUGAUGCUUAUGAAAGCUAUGGAAGCUCGUAAAAAAGCAGAAGAAAAAGAACGGCUGAAGCAAGAAAAACGUGAUGAGAAAAGAUUAAAUAAAGAGCGUAAACUGGAGCAACGAAGAUUAGAAUUAGAAAUGGCAAAGGAACUAAAGAAGCCUAAUGAAGACAUGUGCUUAGCAGACCAAAAGCCUUUGCCAGAUUUGCCUCGUAUUCCAGGACUUGUUCUCUCUGGAAGUACAUUUUCAGACUGUCUCAUGGUGGUGCAGUUCUUACGAAACUUUGGUAAAGUUUUGGGCUUUGAUGUGAAUAUUGAUGUUCCAAACCUGAGUGUUCUUCAAGAGGGAUUGCUAAAUAUAGGGGACAGCAUGGGUGAAGUACAAGACUUGCUUGUGAGGCUCCUCUCAGCUGCUGUAUGUGAUCCAGGUCUAAUUACAGGAUACAAGGCCAAAACAGCUCUUGGAGAACAUUUGCUGAAUGUUGGUGUGAACCGAGACAAUGUUUCCGAGAUCUUGCAGAUUUUUAUGGAAGCCCAUUGUGGACAAACUGAGCUUACAGAAAGCCUGAAAACCAAAGCUUUUCAGGCUCAUACUCCAGCACAGAAAGCCUCAGUCUUGGCUUUCCUGAUCAAUGAACUGGCAUGCAGUAAGAGUGUGGUGAGUGAAAUUGACAAGAACAUUGAUUAUAUGUCAAACCUGAGGAGAGAUAAAUGGGUAGUAGAAGGUAAACUUCGCAAGCUCAGAAUCAUUCAUGCUAAGAAAACAGGCAAAAGAGACACGUCAGGUGGCAUUGAUCUUGGAGAAGAACAGCAUCCAUUGGGCACCCCCACACCAGGACGCAAACGAAGAAGGAAGGGAGGAGACAGUGAUUUUGAUGAUGAUGAUGAUGAUGAUAGUGAUGAACAAGCUGAUGAAGAUGAUGAGGAUGAAGAAGAUAAAGAAGACAAAAAAGGAAAGAAGACUGAUAUCUGUGAAGAUGAGGAUGAAGGUGACCAAGCAGCAAGUGUUGAAGAGCUAGAAAAACAGAUUGAAAAACUGAGUAAACAACAGAGUCAGUACAGAAGGAAGCUCUUUGACGCUUCUCACUCUUUGCGUUCGAUGAUGUUUGGCCAGGAUCGUUACAGACGCCGGUACUGGAUUCUUCCCCAAUGUGGGGGGAUUUUUGUAGAAGGCAUGGAGAGUGGUGAAGGACUAGAAGAAAUUGCAAAAGAAAGAGAAAAACUAAAAAAGGUAGAAAGUAUCCAGAUCAAAGAAGAAAUAUUUGAGACUUCUGAAGAUACUUUAAAUUGCUCAAAUCCAGAUCUUUGUGAGCAAAAGGAAGAUCCUAAAGAAAAAGAUAACACAAAUUUGUUUCUUCAGAAACCUGGCUCUUUUUCAAAGUUAAGCAAGCUUUUAGAAGUAGCUAAAAUGUCUCCUGAGUCAGACAUAAUAACCCCCAAACCAAAUACCAGUGCAAACGGGUGUACAUUGUCUUAUCAAAACAGUGGAAAACAUUCAUUGGCCAGCAUUCAAUCAACAGCAACACAAAGCAACAUGGAGAAGACAGACUCUAAUAAUCCAUUCAGUCCUGGUUCAAGUGGUCCAGGGAAGUUCUACAGCCCUCUACCCAAUGACCAGCUGUUAAAAACACUGACUGAAAAGAAUAGACAGUGGUUCAGCCUUUUGCCAAGAACCCCUUGUGAUGACAGUUCACUCACCCAUACUGAUGCAUCAGCUGCUUCUGUGGUGACUCCUCAGUCUCAGCCACCAUCCCAGUCCCCCUCCCCUGCUCCGGCUCCCCUCUUGGGGUCAUCUUCUGCUCAGAAUCCUGUUGGCCUAAAUCCAUUUGCUGUAUCACCUCUUCAGAUGAAAAGUGGAGUAUCUAUGAUGGGACUCCAGUUUUGUGGAUGGCCCACUGGCGUGCUUACCUCCAAUAUUCCAUUUACGUCACCUUUACCUAGUCUGGGAUCGGGAUUGGGAUUAUCUGAAGGAAAUGGUAAUUCAUUCUUGACUCCCAAUGUUGCUUCAAGUAAAAGUGAAUCUCCAGUCCCACAGAAUGAAAAAGUCUCUUCAACUCAACCUGCAGCUGUUGAAGUAGCAAAACCAGUAGAUUUUCCUAGUCCAAAACCUAUUCCAGAAGAAAUGCAGUUUGGUUGGUGGAGAAUUAUUGACCCAGAGGACCUAAAAGCUUUGCUCAAAGUGCUGCAUCUCAGAGGAAUAAGAGAAAAGGCAUUACAGAAACAAAUUCAGAAACACUUGGAUUAUAUUACCCAAGCUUGCAUCAAGAAUAAGGAUGUUGCUAUUAUUGAAUUAAAUGAAAAUGAAGAAAACCAGGUAACUCGAGAUAUUGUGGAGAACUGGUCAGUAGAAGAACAAGCAAUGGAAAUGGAUUUGAGUAUUCUUCAACAGGUAGAAGAUCUAGAAAGGAGAGUUGCAUCAGCAAGUUUGCAAGUAAAGGGUUGGAUGUGUCCAGAGCCUGCAUCAGAAAGGGAGGACUUGGUAUAUUUUGAACAUAAGUCAUUUUCUAAGUUGUGCAAGGAGCAUGAUGGAGAAUUUACUGGCGAAGAAGAAAGCAGUGCACAUGCACUAGAACGGAAGAGUGACAACCCCCUAGAUAUAGCUGUAACCAGGCUGGCUGAUUUGGAGCGGAACAUUGAGAGAAGAAUUGAAGAGGAUAUUGCUCCAGGGCUCAGGGUAUGGAGAAGGGCAUUGUCAGAAGCUCGCAGUGCUGCACAGGUAGCUCUGUGCAUUCAGCAGUUACAGAAAUCAAUAGCAUGGGAAAAAUCAAUUAUGAAAGUUUACUGCCAGAUCUGUCGAAAGGGAGAUAAUGAAGAACUGCUCCUCCUUUGUGAUGGUUGUGACAAAGGCUGUCACACAUACUGCCAUAGACCCAAGAUUACAACCAUACCAGAUGGGGACUGGUUUUGUCCAGCUUGCAUUGCUAAGGCAAGUGGUCAAACUCUAAAAAUCAAAAAACUUCAUGUCAAAGGAAAAAAGACUAAUGAGUCAAAGAAAGGCAAGAAAGGAACUUUAACAGGGGAUACUGAAGAUGAAGACUCUGCAUCUACAAACAGUUCACUGAAAAGAGGAAACAAAGACCUGAAAAAAAGAAAAAUAGAGGAAAACACUUCUAUUAACUUGUCAAAACAGGAAAGUUCUACUUCUGUUAAGAAACCUAAAAGAGAUGACUCCAAAGACCUCGCUCUUUGCAGUAUGAUCCUUACUGAAAUGGAAACUCAUGAGGAUGCGUGGCCUUUUCUACUUCCUGUAAACUUGAAACUCGUUCCUGGUUAUAAGAAAGUUAUUAAGAAGCCUAUGGAUUUUUCCACAAUUAGAGAGAAAUUAAGUAGUGGGCAAUAUCCAAACCUUGAAACCUUUGCUGUAGAUGUCAGGCUUGUUUUUGACAACUGUGAAACAUUUAAUGAAGAUGAUUCUGAUAUAGGCAGAGCUGGCCACAGUAUGAGGAAGUAUUUUGAAAAAAAGUGGACAGAUAUUUUCAAAGUGAGCUGA